This is a messenger RNA of Cinclus cinclus, 1318 nucleotides long. It is a transcript of the gene TALDO1, whose product is annotated as transaldolase 1. The coding region runs from base 77 to 1090 and encodes 337 amino acids. Gene Ontology annotation, biological process: pentose-phosphate shunt, non-oxidative branch; carbohydrate metabolic process; pentose-phosphate shunt. Gene Ontology annotation, cellular component: cytoplasm; intracellular anatomical structure. NCBI's taxonomy places the organism in Eukaryota, Metazoa, Chordata, Aves, Passeriformes, Cinclidae. The transcript is spliced from 8 exons. The record is from RefSeq and is a predicted model, not a curated record. Gene Ontology annotation, molecular function: transaldolase activity.
CGGGUGCGCGCGCAGGCCGGUCCCCCCCGGGCACUCACCGUCCCUUAGAGGCGCGCGAGCUGCCACAGCCGCUGACAUGUCGGUGUCCCCCGUGAAGCGGCAGAAGAUGGAGUCGGCGCUGGACCAGCUCAAGCACCACACCACGGUGGUGGCCGACACCGGGGAUUUCAACGCCAUAGAUGAAUACAAGCCCCUGGAUGCCACCACAAACCCCUCCCUGAUCCUUGCUGCGGCUCAGAUGCCGGCGUACCAGAAGCUUGUGGAUGAUGCUGUUGCCUACGGGAAGAAGCUUGGUGGGUCAGAAGAGGAGCAGAUCAAAAAUGCUUCUGACAAACUUUUUGUCUUAUUUGGAGCUGAAAUCCUGAAGAGGAUACCUGGCCGUGUGUCCACAGAAGUAGAUGCAAGGUUGUCCUUUGAUAAGGAAGGAAUGAUUCAAAGGGCCAGGCGCCUCAUCGACCUCUACAAGGAAGCUGGAGUCAGUAAAGAUCGGAUUCUCAUCAAGCUCUCUUCAACGUGGGAAGGAAUCCAGGCCGGCAGGGUUCUGGAGGCUGAGUAUGGGAUUCACUGCAACAUGACCUUGCUGUUCUCCUUUGCUCAGGCUGUUGCCUGUGCUGAAGCUGGAGUUACUCUGAUUUCCCCAUUCGUGGGACGGAUCCUGGACUGGUAUGUUGCAAAUGGAGACAAGAAAACCUACGAGCCUUCAGAGGAUCCAGGAGUGAAGAGUGUCACCAAGAUCUAUAACUACUACAAAAAGUUUGGCUACAAAACCAUCGUGAUGGGUGCCUCGUUUCGCAACACGGGCCAGAUCAAAGCGCUCACAGGCUGUGACUAUCUCACCAUCUCACCCAAACUCCUGGCAGAGCUCAGCAAAGAGCAUGUCAAGUUAACUCCCACACUCAGUGUCAAAGAGGCUCAGGCAUGUGAUCUUGAAAAGAUCCACCUGGAUGAGAAGGCAUUCCGCUGGCACCACAACGAAGACCAAAUGGCUGUGGAAAAGCUCUCCGAUGGGAUCAGGAGAUUUGCUGCAGAUGCAGUUAAGCUGGAGAGGAUGUUAAAGGAGCGAAUGUUCAGCACUGAAAAUGGAAAAUAAAAGAAGAAAAAAAUAAUAAUCACCAUUUCCCUGAGUGCUCUAAACUGAGGUGGAUCACCUGAGGUUCAGUGGAUGUACAAAUGUCUUACUGUAAAAGUAUCAUGCUGUGUAUGGAUAGAUUUCUGUAUCAUGCUUUUUUUUUAUCAAUUUGCAAAGGGACAAGUGGAAUUUCAAAUUUUUGUGGCACUUUUGUCAAUACAUGCAAAUUAAAAACUACUUGCCUUGUAA